AUGGACUUGGGUGACCACUUCGAACGUUCCGGGCCGACGCAUUUGAUGGCAAGAACGAUUGACUGGGACAAGGAGGAGCACCGCCGCUGCGUCGCCGCUAGCCUUGUCAACAGCACGUACGUCAUGGAGAAGGACCGACGCCGAUGGAGCAGGGCGCAACUCGCGCCGGCAUGGUGGACGAGCUUUCACUUUCACUUGGAGCACACGCGCCUACUUGAGGACGAACAUUCCAUCUUUGGUGCUAUUUACAGGCACGUGCCGCCGCCGCCGGGGCAGCAUCAUCCCUCCGCUCCACACUACAUCGUCGCCUUCAGGGGCACCAUGCUGCGGCACAUGGUGGAUGACAUGCACCUUAACGUACAGAUCAUGACCAACACCGUGCAUGACUCCAUCCGCUCGCAGCGCGCUCACGCGGCGGUCCGCAACCUCCUCGCGGCCGUCGACAGCCGAUACAUCGUCUGGCUCGCAGGCCACUCUCAGGGUGCGUCGCUGGCGCUGGAGGUUGGGCGGGACCUAAUGCGAAACGGCCGGCGCAACCUCCCGACCUUUCUCUUCAAUCCGCCGCAUGUAUCGUUGGCGCCAGUCAUCAACUUGACGCAUUCGGCGGCGGACGACAAGAGGGAGCUGUACGUCUUGAGCAACCUCGUCAAGGCUGAGCUCGGGAAGGUCCUCCCUCCCCACCGGAAGCGCAUGGAGCAGCUGUUCGAGCAGCUGUCCUCGUGGGCACCCAAGCUGUACGUGCACGAGAAGGACUUCAUCUGCCAGGGCUUCAUCGACUACUUCGAGCAGAGGGAGCAGCUGGAGAGGCGCUUCCGCGGCGCUGCCAGGUUUGCAACGGUACUCUCCUACCGUGACAUGCUCAUUCACCUGCUCGGCGUGGACAAGGAGCCGAGACCGCACCUCCUGCCAUCAGCAACGUUGUGGAAGAACUCGACCGGUUGCCGCCUUCGAUCGCACCGUCUCAAGCUAUGGUGGAAACCGGACAGUGAACUUAGGUUGACCCAAAGGCGUCACACAUAUUAAGUGGAUCUGGAGUGAGUAUUACCGCCUUAUCUGCCAUAGUAUAUUAAGGUUAUCUAUGGAUAAUGGCAUACUCCCUCCGAUCAAUAUUAAUUGUUGCCGUAUCAGAUAUGCCUAGACAUGUUUUAAUGCUAGAUACAUCCAAUUCGACAACUAUUGAUAUGGAUGCCAGGAAGUAGUAAAAUAAGAAA
Triticum aestivum (bread wheat) is the source of this 1211-nucleotide messenger RNA. RefSeq names its product GDSL esterase/lipase At4g10955-like. Bases 1 to 1023 code for a protein of 340 amino acids. Lineage: Eukaryota; Viridiplantae; Streptophyta; Magnoliopsida; Poales; Poaceae. The record is from RefSeq and is a predicted model, not a curated record. The transcript has 2 exons.